AUGAGCCUUGUAGGGCGCCUGGUCCCUCAGCUUUAUUCAAUCCAGGAACACCAAGGGACGAGCUCUCUACCUGACAUGAGAGGGCCAAUCUUGCAAGGUACCGGCAGCCAAGGUCGCAAGGUCGAAUGGAUAUCAGCCAACACGUUGUACUUGCUCACACUCCACAGCUGGCAUAAUGAGCGUCCCCGUACAUGUAGCGCCAGGGGUAUCUUUCUCUGGGGUGAAGGACAAAUCAAGGGUCCUGAUUUCCCACCGGGGAGACACUGUCUCUCACCUCAGCCUCAAAAUGGGGAUAUGGAGAUGAUUGCCGUGCUAUCACUCGUCCGCGGCCGGUACGAAGGAUUUAUCCCAGAGAUUACGGGUCCCCACCCCCACUUUGGCAUGCACGGGCUGUUCCAAACCUGA
This is a messenger RNA of Colletotrichum lupini, 405 nucleotides long. RefSeq lists its product as uncharacterized. NCBI's taxonomy places the organism in Eukaryota, Fungi, Ascomycota, Sordariomycetes, Glomerellales, Glomerellaceae. The transcript has 2 exons. The record is from RefSeq and is a predicted model, not a curated record. The coding region runs from base 1 to 405 and encodes 134 amino acids.